This is a messenger RNA of Candidozyma haemuli, 1755 nucleotides long. Its product is annotated as dolichol kinase. Gene Ontology annotation, biological process: dolichyl monophosphate biosynthetic process. Bases 1 to 1755 code for a protein of 584 amino acids. Gene Ontology annotation, molecular function: dolichol kinase activity. Lineage: Eukaryota; Fungi; Ascomycota; Pichiomycetes; Serinales; Metschnikowiaceae. The record is from RefSeq and is a predicted model, not a curated record. The transcript has a single exon. Gene Ontology annotation, cellular component: endoplasmic reticulum membrane.
AUGGCCAGAAGAAAGGAGGCUACAAAGGCUGAAAAGUCUGCUUCUGCCAGGACCACAGCAUCUGUUUUCCAAAAUUACGAUGCCAAUGCCGAGGAGACCUCUGCUAAGCAGGUGGAGGAACCUCAACCCCAAAGAAUGGUGGAAAGCGACGACCCAUCCCAGUACAACUUCCCAUGGAAUGUGAUCUAUGAGUUUCAGGAUUUCCUUAAUAUUUACAUGGAUUUCUGUAAAGCUGCCCAGAUCAUGACGGUGCUUUACAUUGGACAGAUCUUCUAUGUGUACUUGACCAACAUCAAGGACAAUAAGACAAUUACAUCUGUUGCAUUUAAUCUUGUUGGUGCUGUUUUGGCCAUGUGGCUUAACCAUCGUUCGAUGUUGAAAAAGCAUAAAGAUGAGCCUGACCGGUUCAGGGCUCCAACGUUGCCUGAUUUCAACACCUUGUAUGCGUUUGUCAUUCCUAUUUUGCUGUAUGUGCUUUUGGGCGACACAAACGCUCCAUUUUUCCAGGUGAACUUGGCUUUGAACAACUUUGCAAUCAGAGAGCUUCAUAUCGUUGCCAAGGUGCUUUCCUCGUUCGUGUUUUACUAUAUUUAUAACGAUUCACUGACGUUGGAGGUGACCUAUUUCCUUCGUGUGGUGCUUUCCUACUUUUCCUUUGAGUAUAUCUUGGACGGAUGGAAUGAAUUGGGUGAAGAUGAAGAGACCAGUGUCAAGUUGGCUACCAUGUUGCCAUCUGAGAUCCAUAUGAUCAGUGUACUUCUCGUUAACUUGUUGUACAACUUUGACACAGAGACUCAACCAUUCCCGUUGGUGCUUUUCCGUGAGCUCCUUAUAUCUCUCAUCGUUGCCUCGUUCGCUGCUUACCAGCUCUACUGGGUGUACUUGAGAAUGGCACAGAACUUUUUGAGGAAGACAGUGGCCGUCCUUAUUGCUGUUGUCUUUGCCGGUGUGUUCUACUUUGCUAUGAACUAUUUAUUCACAAAGGAAUUGAGCGAGAAGGAUCCUGUGUUGUGGUUGAUUGAUUACGUGUUGGAGUCUGAGUCUCGCUUGCACUUGAUCAUUUACUGGCUUACCUGUCUUUUAGGUGGUAUCCCAGUUGUCUUUUGGUUAGCAUACAACAACAAGAUCAAUCUCAACCUCCGCAGAAAGGUCUGGCACUUUAUGUUGGUGAUUUGCCUUGCAUACCCUGCUUUUGUUCACCAACCUGAAUUUACCGCUAUUGCAUUGUUGGGCUCUCUUGUCGUUUUCAUUGUGAUUGAAAUGAUUAGAAGUACCAGAAUUACCUUCCUUGGUGAGUUCUUGUACACCGAGUUGAGGUUCUUCCAAGAUGAUAAAGAUCUCAAAGGACCUCUCAACUUGUCUUACAUUUUCCUACUUGCAGGUGUUGCGGCACCAUUGGCAUACGGUUACGCUCUUGGAGAUGUUGUCAAUUUGAGAUCAUACAUGGGAUUGGUGACACUCGGUUUGGGUGAUUCAUUAGCAUCUAUCGUUGGCAAGCGUUUUGGCAGAAUCAAAUGGAAAGGUGCAGAAAGAACCUUAGAAGGCACUAUCACGUUUAUGGUUGUCACAUUUGCGUCAUUUGUGGUGAUUGACUUUUACCUCUUGCCAGAAGAGAACAGAGUGAAGAACUGGGAAAACACCUUCAUCAUUGCCAUGGUUGCUGGUAUCUUGGAAGGAUCAGCUACGCUCAAUGACAACAUUUUGAUUCCAUGCGUUGUCACGUUGACAUAUGACUUGCUCAACCGCACGUUCUAG